UCAGUCUGUCUAGCUUUAUCAAGGAAACCGGAUCAAAAUUGCUUGCAUUCUUUGAAUCACAUAAAAAUUGUCGUGUUUUAUUGAAUACCAAGUGCUUCAAACACUGUUGUUCUCUCUCAUUAAUUUAUUAUUUAUUGUAACAGAGAUAGAUAAAUAAAAACCGUGUCAGAUAAUGCGUGGCAUACAUUUGCCGUUGCUGUUGCUAGUCACAGCAUUUACUGUAUUUACACAUGCAAAACAAAAUGCAAUACGAAAUCGUCGCAGCAUUGAAUUAUCAUCGGCUCAAAAGCUCAUCACCGACAAUCGUUUGCCAAAUGAUAUUGAACCGACCAGUUAUAUUCUUGAUUUACGUCCCGAUUUCGAAGCAUCAACGUUUACCGGAAAAAUUCGAAUGAAUUUAACGUGGAAAGCUGAAUCGAAAAUCAUUGAAUUGCACUCGCACUACGAAUUGCAAAUUGAUGAAUCCAACGUUAAAGUUCGAUUGCUUACCGACACCGAAUCUUUAUCACAAGCAAAACUCGUUGAUAUUAGACGAACAGAUAGAUUGCCAAAACGGCCCGUAUUUCAGGUGUAUCUUAAGGAACCAUUGAAAAAUGGCACUAAAUGUGAAUUGGAAAUCAAUUUCAAUGGUCACAUCUACGAGCAAGCUGAAGGUUUAUUCAAAGGCAGUUACACCAAUGAAAAUGGCGUCAAAGUCACAUACAUGGCCACACAAAAUCGGCCAAAUAAUGCUCGCAAAAUUUUCCCAUGCUUUGAUGAACCAUCAUUCAAAGUACCAUACACAGUCAGCAUAUCGAGACCAUCAAAUUAUUCCACCAUUUUCAAUAGUCAAGUUGUAUCGACCGAAAAAUUGGAAAAUAAAACGGAUUAUGUGAUCGAUUACUUCAAAACUACAACUCCACUGUCAACAUUCGCUUUCGGCUUCAUCAUUUCACAAUUGAAAAAAGUGAAUGCCACUCCAACUGCACUAGCUAAACCAACGAUUAAUGUUUGGGCUCGCAAAGAUUUACACGGCGAUUUAGUUGAUAUCUAUGAAAAAGUCUCGAUUACCUUGAAAUCUAUUCAAAAUUACUGGAAUAUUGAUUUCCCAUUGGAUGAAUUGAAUUUGGUGGCUGCACCAGGUUUAUCAACAGUUAAGCCAAUUGAUAAUUUGGGCUUGAUUCUAUUUAAAGAAAGUGAUUUGGUGAACCAAGGAUAUUAUUUAAUUGCACAAGAGCUGAUUUAUCAAUGGCUCGGUACAUGGAUCACUCCAUAUUGGUGGACCGAUGCUCAUGUAAACAAAGCAAUUGCUGGAUUUUUGGCAGCCUCAACAGCAAACGAAAUUGACAAUGGAAAAGAGUUUGAUGGAAAGUGGCCGAUGACAGUUUUAUACUCAAUUUAUUAUGAAUUCAGUAAACGAUACCCACAUUCCCGAAUCACCGCAAUGAAACAAGAGACAACAUGCAGUAAAACUGAAUUGGUACUUCGUAUGUUGAACUACACUCUGGGUGCUGAUACCUUUAAAAAUGGACUUCGAAAAUUAUUCCAAAAAGAAGAAUGCAAAGAUGUCUUCAUGAGUGAUGAUGUUUGGAAGUAUUUGACGCAACAAGCUCAAGCCGAUAAAAGCCUUCCGGAAGACGUGACUGUAAAUGAAAUCGCCGCCUCAUGGAUAACAAAAGAUCGUUUGCCAGUUGUGAGUGUUGAACGUGAUUAUGCGGCAAAUACGGCGGUUGUUGCGCAACGUGUUUAUUUACGUGAACGGCCGCAUGAUGUGCCCGAACAAGACAAAAUGCUAUGGUGGAUUCCGCUGAUUUUGAUAACGCAAGACAAUUUAAAUUUUAACAAUUUUAAACCGCAUCUGUGGAUGAAAAAGACACGUGACAUCAUCUUGACCAAUUUACCAACGGAAGAUAAAUUUAUAAUUGUCAAUCCGGAAGAAAUUGGCCCAUUUCCAGUCAAUUACGAUACAAGAAAUUGGAAUUUGCUCGCAUCAUUCUUGCAAUCAAAUGAAGGCCGCAAGCAAAUACCCACUUAUACAAGAGCAAAAUUGUUGCACGAUGCAUGGAAUCUUGCAUACGCUGGCGAUUUAAGCUUUGCAACUGCAUUCAAUAUGACUUUAUUUAUGAAAUAUGAACGCGAUCACUUGGUUUGGAAUCCAGUAUUCACAUUCAUUGAUCAUAUUGGGCGACACAUUGACAUGUCAAAUGUUCACAAAAAAUUCGAGAUUUAUGUACGAAUGCUAUUGACACCAUUGUACGAAGAGCUUGGUCCAGUGCCACAAGAACACGAAGAGAAAUGGAAGGACAAUUUAAGAUCAUUGGCAAAGACGUUCUUGUGUCGUGCUGGUUACAAGCCAUGCAUUGAAGAAGCUCAAAUCGCAUACCACAAAUGGAUGGACAGUGAAAAUCCAAAUGAAGGCAACCCCGUAUCAAAUCAAUUCAUUUGCCCUGUAUUCAAGUGGGGCACGACUGAAGAAUGGGAGUUUGGUUUGCAGCGUGUCAUCAAUUUUCCACCAUCACGAAAACCAAGUGAACGAACAUAUUUGCUGAAAACGCUUGCCGGAUGUCCGAUUAGUAAGGAGAAAAUUGAACGGCUGCUGAAUAUAACGAUAUUACAGGAAAAUGGCAAUUUCACCGAAAAUGAUCUAUUCCUAAUAUUCAGCAUGCUUUCGGGUGGAUCAAGUGGAUAUACAACGUUGUUCAAUUUCUUGCAAGAAAAUUGGGAUCAAAUCAAAAAGAACUUCAAGGACAAGACGAAUCUCUGGGAUAAUUUGAUAAGUUCAUCGACUGGUGUGUUUACAACGCAAGAAGGUUACGAUAUGGUAUCGAAUUUGUAUGCCAAACAUCAAGGUGAAUUUGGAAGUGCCGAUCAUAUAAUUGAAAAAUCAUUGAAAAACAUUAAAGAGGAGACCAAAUGGAGCGAUGCAAAUUUGCCUGUGAUUGAAAAAUGGUUGGACGACUAUUUGAAAACCGUGAAUGUCAAAGAUCAGAAAUUUUUAUAAAUAAAUAGAAGACCGAAAUUGUACUAGUUUUCAAUUAUCUCACACAAUUUCUCAAUUCACAUUUAAUAUCGAUUAUAUUAUUUUUUGUAAGAGUAUUGCGUAUAUUUAAAAAAAAAAGGAAUUCAAUACAGAAAAAAGGAACAUUUGAAACUUUUCAGUCACGAUCAAUAAACAAGCAAAUCAAAUAAAUACUUUUAAUUGUGAACGAAA
Messenger RNA from Contarinia nasturtii (swede midge), 3190 nucleotides. Its product is annotated as aminopeptidase N. NCBI's taxonomy places the organism in Eukaryota, Metazoa, Arthropoda, Insecta, Diptera, Cecidomyiidae. The transcript is spliced from 13 exons. Gene Ontology annotation, cellular component: cytoplasm. Gene Ontology annotation, biological process: proteolysis; peptide catabolic process. The record is from RefSeq and is a predicted model, not a curated record. Gene Ontology annotation, molecular function: metalloaminopeptidase activity; zinc ion binding; peptide binding. Bases 173 to 2980 code for a protein of 935 amino acids.